This is a messenger RNA of Rhinolophus ferrumequinum (greater horseshoe bat), 651 nucleotides long. It is a transcript of the gene CXCL17, whose product is annotated as C-X-C motif chemokine ligand 17. The record is from RefSeq and is a predicted model, not a curated record. Bases 176 to 535 code for a protein of 119 amino acids. Lineage: Eukaryota; Metazoa; Chordata; Mammalia; Chiroptera; Rhinolophidae. Gene Ontology annotation, biological process: negative regulation of inflammatory response; macrophage chemotaxis; positive regulation of vascular endothelial growth factor production. The transcript is spliced from 4 exons.
CAAGGCCAGCGUCACUUAGCUGUUCUCGCCCUCUAAUGGGAUCACUGGCCUGGGAUUAGAGCACAGACCCACAAGCCAAACACAGAGACCUGAGCCAUCCCAACAAGUCAGGAGCCUCUAACUGGGAACCUUCCACGCCAUCUUCAAGGGACUUACAGCAGCACCAACAGUUGCAAUGAAAGUUCUCAUUUCUUUUCUCCUUCUGUUGCUGCCCCUGAUGCUGAUGUCCAUGGUCUCUAGCAACCCAAAUCCAGAAGUUGCCAGAGACCACAGGGACAAUCGCCAGGCUUCUGGGAGGUGGCUCCAGGAAGGCGGCCAAGAAUGUGAGUGCAAAGACUGGUUCCUGAGAACUCCUAAAGAAAACUCAUGGGCAUUGCCCGGGGUGCCACAGAAGCAGUGUCCCUGCGAUCAUUUCAAAGGCAAUGUGAAAAAACACAGGCACCGAAGGCACCACCGGAAGCCAAACAAGCACUCCAGAGCCUGCCAGCAGUUUAUCAGACGUUGCCAGCUAGCAAGCUUUGCUCUGCCUCUGUAGGAGCUCUGAGAGCCCACUCCCCCAAUGAAAACAUUCUCAGUCAAGGAGGUAGUGAGCUCACCUACAGGAGCUCUUCUCCCACCUCAAGCCCCGCCUUCCUGUCCUCACUCCCUAAA